CUUUGACAAAGUGAUCUUCUUCUUCAUACCGCAGCGCGCGUUGACUCCAACGGAUCUACUGCUAUCGCCUUGUGGUUUUCUCUCUGGGGACCCGACGAUCGAUUCUCUGUCCCGCAUUUCCGGUACUUGAUUAGUGAACUACAAGAGACCAAAAUCGUGGAUAACCAUAAUUGGGAUUUGGUUGUAGAUAUAGUGCAGUCUAUCGUGGAGAUCGUCUCAUGUGGUGAUAGUCAAGAUCCACAGCUCUUUGAACGUUUUAUGGAAUAUCAAGUCUUGGCAGAGUUUGUCAGGGUGUUAAGGAUCUGUACAGAUACAGGAAUCCAAGCUCCAUUCCUACAAUAUCUUAGCAUAUUCAUACAGAACAUAGAAAACUACUGUUUCAGUAAUGACCACAUCAACAACAUUAUAGCACACCCGUUCAACUUUGGUUGCGGAGAUCUAGAUCCAUAUUAUAUUUCAUUUUUAAGAGCAAUAAGCAGCAAAGUAAACAUAGGCAUUAUUAGCCUUCUUGUGAAGGUUCAUGGGGAUACUGUAGUUUCCUUCCCGUUGUAUAGUGCCGCUCUUAAAUUUUCCCAGCAUAGUGAAAGGAUGAUUCAGACAGCUGUACGCGCAAUAACGCUGAACCUGUACAAAGUUAGUGAUGACAUGGUUCUUCAGUUUUUGUCAACUCCUCCGGUCUCUGAUUACUUCUCAAACUUAGUCUGGAGAUUGAAAGAGCAAUGCAGCCAUCUUGAUGGCCAUGUUCAUGCAUUGAAAGAACGGUUUACUGAUCAUGGAUGGAAGGAGUUGCUUCUGGAAGCUGAUAAAAUUGUGGAUGAGAUUUACCACCUCAAGGAUAUUAUCUCAGUGGGUGAAUCUUGUCUAAGUGAAGCUGUUGCCUUGAGUCUUCUGAAUUUUCUUAUCUUUCCGAUACUUCGUCGACUUCUCAAGACACAACAGAGUGAUGGCUCCAAUUUAUCUGUAGUAACUUCCUACACCGGUUCAGAGUUGAAAGACCCUACAAGACUGAUAUUUCCUGGUCAAUCAGGAGGUCUGGAUAACAUAAGUGGGAACCUUUAUCAUCGUUACUUCUCAGACACCAUUUCUCACUUUGAUCCUGUUAGAUGGCCAGUUGAGGAUACUUUGAUUCCGGAGAGGAGUGGAAUACUUCUAUUUGCAGAGUCUGAAGAUUGCUGUGCCAUACUAGCAUCUUUGUUUUUUUUGCUUACUUUAGCAAAGAAUGAAGGGGACGAGUAUUUUGUGGCUUUGAUUUCUGAAUUUUUCUCUUCAAGGCAGGGGAUGAUGUUCAAUGCAUUGUUGAAAAUUUUAACGAGUGAAUCAUCAAUGCCAGCAUUGGUGCAAGGUUAUACAGGAUGGUUCCUGCAUAAGCUACUGAUAUCUCAAGGCAAUGUACUCACAAUCUUCAGCUAUUCAAGAACUCAAGUGAGCGGAGUUGUGAUCUUCUUCAAAAGGAACUUGAUGGAUGCUGGUAUGACCAUCUUCUUACUCUCAGAGGGUCGUGGAACAGUUGCACAGCACCCCUUGAGGAAUCAUCUAUAUCCAAAGACCCGCUUUUCCUACUGGAGCUUGCUGUCUGUCAGCAAACUAACGGUCGAUUGCAAGGUGAUUCCACCAGUUAUGCUGCUUGACAAAGAAUGGUGGAUGUUGCGAAGGGGGCAUUCUUUCAUUUUGCAUGUUCAGCUGAAGGCCUUUAUCAGCAACGGAAAGUUCAUUGAGAACCCCUUGCCAGAAGAGUCCACAGCCAGUCCUCAGGUUGAACCUGCAAUCUUUGGGUCAGAUGUUUCAUUAGGUUCAGGAAUUCCUUGCCGUAUCGCCUUUUCAGGGGACUUCUGGGAAAUUGCUUCUUGCAGAGAAACACCCCUUUCGCAGUCAACGUGGGAAAGUGAUUGCCAUCGCUCCAUUGGCUGGAUUAAGUGUAAGUUGGCAGUAUCGUAACUCUGGCUUUCUACUGUAUAUGUAUAUAUGUAUAUGACGAGCUCCAAACCUUUUCCUUCAAAACUAGACCUGACCCGAACCCGCCUUAAAAAUAGAGAGUGGAUUGAGGUUUUUUUAACCCAAAACCGGAAUGACCCAAAACUGAUUAACCCAUAGUUUUUGGGUCGGGUAGGGUUGGUUUUUGGGUCGACCCGCUAGACCCGUUCCAUUGUAUAUGUCACUCUCAAAAUGAUAAAAUCUCUCAUACUUUGGUGAGAUGUUAAAAAAAAUUCAUAUGGAUUUGAAAGACAAGUUGGAAGUGUAAAGAUAAUCAAACAUCAUUUGUUUAUUUUAUUAGUAUUAUUUUCGUCAUCGUUUUUUCACGAUUUGUGCAAUUUUUAUUUCUUUUCAUUAGCGUGGAAGGAGUUGAGCAUUUGUUAAUUAACGUGUGCUAGGCAA
Molecule: messenger RNA, 2373 nt
Organism: Linum tenue
Lineage: Eukaryota; Viridiplantae; Streptophyta; Magnoliopsida; Malpighiales; Linaceae
Source: the annotation of a GenBank genome assembly